UUCAGUUUUUAUGUAAAAANAAAAAAAAAAAAAAAAAAAAAAAAUGGCGUUGAACUGAAGCAAGCAAAGGCCUUAGCUUGGUCGUCGUCUUCUUCUUCUUCUUCGUCAACCUCUAUAUCGCUUCUGACUGUUAUUAAAAGUCUAUUAAGUAAAUGGCUGAUUUAGAGACUCCUUAUUAUCAUCCUGACCUUGAGGAUCUCCGGCGUAUACCAGUCGAUCUCUUCGCUUCCAAGAAACUUCCCGGUCUUUCCUCCGGAGAUCUCGGAUUUGCCGAUUCUUCCGAAAACCUCGUCUUCGUCCUCCGCAAAUCUUCUUCCUCUUUGAAAUCUCUCCUUGAUUCCUCCGGAGUUUCUCUUUUCACCAUCUCUCGUCUCCAUAAUGGAAUGUGGGAAUUACAUAAAGGAGAUGUGGACAAGCGUAAGGACUUGGUUUUAUCGGUGAAGCGGACAUCGAAAAGAUUCAGUAAGACAGAGUUAGAGGUCUCUUUUGCUGGUGAAUCUUCGGAACAUCUUGUUAUCAAAGGUUGCCCUUUUCAAAAAUCAUGUACCAUCUACAAUCAAGACUCCAUUGUCGCGCAGACGAGUUUGAUGUACAAGCUGAGACAGAUUUACGUAGGGAGAAGCAAGUUCCGGCUAACUAUAUUUCCGGGAUCCAUCGAUCAUUCUCUAGUAGUCGCAAUGGUAGCCAUGUUUCUUCAAGGUUGAAUAUGAAAAUCUCCUCAAUUUUUAUUAUUACUGUAAAGGUAAAAUGUGACAUUGCAUCCUUAUUGCCUUUUGUUUUGAUUCAAUCGGUUCACACGUGAAAUGUAGAUACGAGGAGUUUGUCCUUUCUCAAAGAUUUCGGUAUUAUGUACUGACUAGUUUACCAUCUCGCUAGUCAAACAUCAAAUGCUCUAAUCCUUAUGAUUAGUUUAUGGUUGUUGGAAACUUCCUUUGCUUAAUUAAUCAUCUUAUUCUACCA
This is a messenger RNA of Camelina sativa (false flax), 960 nucleotides long. RefSeq names its product protein LURP-one-related 7. Lineage: Eukaryota; Viridiplantae; Streptophyta; Magnoliopsida; Brassicales; Brassicaceae. The record is from RefSeq and is a predicted model, not a curated record.